CCACUACUUAGUUAUUCUAUAUAUAAACCUCUCCCUCCACUUUAAUUUUCCAUCAUCAGAAACAAAGAACCUCUUCUUUUUUUUUCAACUUAUUAACUUUGAUUCAUACAGGGUUUUUUCAACAACCUACGUGGGAUCAGACUUAUCUGACAUGGCCAUGGUGUAUGGUGGUAGAACAACUUCACUCCCAUCUCAAGUCCUCACCUUCCACUCCUCUACUAAAUGGAAUGAGCACUUUGAUGCCUUCAAAAAAACUAACAAACUGAUGGUGGUUGAUUUCACUGCUUCAUGGUGCAGACCUUGCAAACUCAUGGACCCGGUUAUCCAAGAGUUUGCUGCCACAUUCAGAGAUGUUGAGUUUGUCAAGAUUGAUGUGGAUGAGUUAAUGGAGGUAGCAGAACUUUUCCAAGUACAGGGAAUGCCAACUUUCAUGCUAAUUAAGAAAGGAAAAGUGACUGAUAAAGUGGUGGGAGUAAAAAAGGAGGAGCUACAAAGGUUGAUUGAACAACACAGAAAAUGAAUGUGUCAUCAAGCAAUAAACUAAAAUCAGCAAGUUCACUUCAACAUAUAUUUUUACAGGAUCUUCUUGCUAUGCACAAUCUUUCAUAGUCACGGCCAGAGAAUAUUGAGUGUCCUGAAUACUUUCUUUGGGGAUGUUUCUCGUCAUGUUUCGUUCCCUCGUGGAUUCUAGUUUAGUCCAAUUUUCUGUUUUUUUUUUUUUUUGAGAAAAUAAACAAAAGGAAAAGCCAACAACUCAUAGGAUGCUGAAUAAGUUGGUACCAUUAUUUCAAGUAAAAACAAGUGUCAUUGUUUAAUGUUCACAUCACAAUUUAAUAUUUAGACCUAUUUGCAAUUUGUAAUGUGUCGGUGCUGAUUUUAAGCCAUGAAUGAAAAACGACACAAAAGGGCUCUGAUGCAUCCAAUUUCUAUAUAA
This is a messenger RNA of Vigna unguiculata (cowpea), 934 nucleotides long. RefSeq names its product thioredoxin H2-like. The record is from RefSeq and is a predicted model, not a curated record. Lineage: Eukaryota; Viridiplantae; Streptophyta; Magnoliopsida; Fabales; Fabaceae.